Nicotiana tabacum (common tobacco) is the source of this 2230-nucleotide messenger RNA. RefSeq lists its product as uncharacterized. Gene Ontology annotation, molecular function: protein binding. NCBI's taxonomy places the organism in Eukaryota, Viridiplantae, Streptophyta, Magnoliopsida, Solanales, Solanaceae. The record is from RefSeq and is a predicted model, not a curated record.
ACCCGUUUAUUAUCCACUUAGCCAGUUAGCCUCUCCAGUUUUCCAAGAAACGCUUCGGCUUGACCGAAUUGUUGUUGGCUGCUCGCAGUGAUGAUGGCAGAUUGAAAAGAGCCCACAAAAUUCUGUGGGAGAAACCCAUUAAUCUUGCAGUAUUCUGGUAUUAAUUAAUAUCUGAAUUUGACAUGGGUUUUACGGCAUAUGGUGUCUUUUCUUGUUCCAUUCAAACAUCUCCAUUAAGCAAUACUAUUCGAAGAAUCCAUCACUACCCUUUAAAUUGUGUUUUUCCCUUGCAAAAAGUUACCAUUUUUGGGUACGGUGAAUUGGGUUUUAAGCCAUUAUUAGCUGUGAGUAAUGUAGCAGCUGAGAAGGGUAGUGCUGAAAACCAAGCUAAUGAUAAACCCAGGUAUAAGUGGGUUAAGAUAGGCUCUGAUAUUACUGAGGUACAGAAACAGGCUAUUUUGAAGCUCCCACCAAAGAUGGCAAAUAGAUGUAAGGCAUUAAUGCAACAGAUCAUUUGCUAUUCAGCUGAAAAGGGUAGUGUGUCACUCUUGUUAGAGGCUUGGGUGAAGAGUAUGAAGCCCGAGAGAGCUGAUUGGCUUGAGGCACUCAAAGAAUUGGACAGGCUGAAUCAUCCCUUGUAUUUUGAGGUAGCUGAAGUGUCCCUCUUAGAAGAAUCAUUUGAAGCCAAUGUUCGUGAUUACACCAAGUUAAUUCAUGGCUAUGCAAAGCAGAAUCGGCUGAGAGAAGCUGAAAGUAUGCUCUUAGCCAUGAAGACUAGAGGCUUCACAUGUGAUCAGGUGGUUCUCACGGCUUUAGUUCACAUGUAUAGCAAGGCUGGUAACCUUAAGAUGGCUGAAGAUACUUUUGAAGAGAUGAGGUUGCUUGGAGUAGCAUUAGAUAAGAGAUCCUAUGGGUCAAUGAUCAUGGCCUACGUCAGAGCUGGAAUGCUUGGCGAGGGAGAGGCUUUACUGAGGGAAAUGGAAGAACAAGAGAUCUAUGCUGGAAGAGAAGUUUAUAAAGCAAUUCUGAGAGCCUAUUCGAUGAUUGGUGAUAGCAAAGGAGCUCAAAGGGUCUUUGAUACUCUUCAGUUAGCAGGAAUAAUCCCUGAUGCGACCGUCUGUGGGCUGCUUAUGAAUGCCUAUGUUGUGGCUGGUCAACUGAGCGAGGCUUGUAUUGCGUUUGAAAAUUUGAGAAGAGCUGGCAUAGAACCUAAUGACAAGUGUAUCGCACUGCUGUUGUCAGCUUAUGAAACCGAAAACAACCUGAGCAAGGCACUUGAUGUUUUGAUGAAUUUGGAGAGGGAUGGUGUUGUGCUUGGUAGAGAAGCUUCCGAAAUAUUGGCUCGUUGGUUCAAGAAACUUGGGGUAGUUGGAGAAGUGGAGCUUGUGUUGAGAGAAUUUAUGCAUCAAACUUAGUGUAUUAAGAAUACCGAUGCUUUCUGCUGUAGUCUGAAGUUUCUCUCCGUUGCAUCUGUUUGAGAACUAGUCUUGGUUCCUAUCUACGGGUAUGUAACUUCUUUCGCUUAAGAAACUUUGUUUGCUAAAUCUGUCUUCAGUAACUCCGGCCAAUCCCUGCCUCCACAUAAGAAAAAAGGGGCUAGUAAAACAAAGAGAACUGGAAACAAGAGCUGGCUUUUUUCAUUCUGACUUGGUGAAUAUACUCGUAAAUCUGCAUGCUUGCAUAUGUUCAAGCACAAGAUAAUCUCGUGGGCGACACAUAUGUCAAGCUUUUCGAGCCUAGUGUUUGAGUUUAAAUUUUUGGCUUUGGUUCAGGUAUCUUCACACUAUGCUGUAAGUCGAUACAACAUACUGCCCAGGAAAGUAUCACAAGUUACAGCUGCUUGUUUCAACAAAACAAGCAGAGAGUAUGUUUUUCAUAUUUCUGGUAAGAGCUUGAGGGCAACAAGCAGCUUUUCAUGUAUGUAAGCAACUCUCAAUUACUGGAACAACGGUGUACAUAAAAGGUGAUGGCUCUGUCCCAACUCCCAAGUGUUGGUUGAUCAUCUUCUUUCAGCUUCAGUUUUUAGUUAUGUGAAACCUUUCCUUGAGUUGGUUCAUCCUGAGUUGUAACCCUUAUUUUUGUUGAACCUAAGCCAGUAACAAAAAUCCAAGUGUUUGAUUAGAGAAAUAUUAUUAAGAAAAGUACGUGUACUUCAGAUCAGGAAACAUACAGCGAAUGCCAAAAUCUGUCAUUUUGAUUACUUCUUAUUGCAUACUUAAGGGCAGGACGA